This is a messenger RNA of Colletotrichum orchidophilum, 303 nucleotides long. RefSeq lists its product as uncharacterized. Lineage: Eukaryota; Fungi; Ascomycota; Sordariomycetes; Glomerellales; Glomerellaceae. The record is from RefSeq and is a predicted model, not a curated record. The transcript has a single exon. Bases 1 to 303 code for a protein of 100 amino acids.
AUGCUUGCUUCCAGCGUUGCAGCUGGUGUCCUUAACUUUUUGAGGCGAGGGCCUGAUGUUUUAAAGCGGGCUACUUUCUUUUUGAGGGGCAGCAACUAUUUCGACAUAGGCCGGCAGAACUCAAUGGACGAUAAGACCGACCAGAUACAUUGGGCAAAGGGCGUGAGGGUAUGUGUUGGCGAUAUCAGGCCUGCAGCAGAGACUGGUUAUGUGGCGAUUGGAAAUGUUGGCGAGGCCAUACCCCUGAGCUGGCAGGAUAGGGCGAGGCGAUAUGAGCAUGUUUUAGUUGGACGGCGUAUGUAG